Messenger RNA from Pelmatolapia mariae (spotted tilapia), 2948 nucleotides. It is a transcript of the gene apbb3, whose product is annotated as amyloid beta (A4) precursor protein-binding, family B, member 3. NCBI's taxonomy places the organism in Eukaryota, Metazoa, Chordata, Actinopteri, Cichliformes, Cichlidae. Gene Ontology annotation, cellular component: nucleus; cytoplasm. Gene Ontology annotation, molecular function: transcription factor binding; amyloid-beta binding. The record is from RefSeq and is a predicted model, not a curated record. The transcript is spliced from 12 exons. Gene Ontology annotation, biological process: regulation of DNA-templated transcription. The coding region runs from base 321 to 1757 and encodes 478 amino acids.
AGGGAGGACAGGGAGGAGAGGAGGACAAGCAGCAUCCUUUAUCAGGGAGAGAGGAGGGAAAGCGAGGGAGAGACAAACGCUGGGCAAGCACAAAGGAGGAGAAGAAGAAGACUGAUGGUGUCGUCGGAGAGAGCGACGGCCGGAGGAACGAGAGACACUGAGAAAGACAGACAGACAGAGAGAGAGAGAGAGGCGAACAGGAGGAGACGUUAACAACCGUCCUCUGGGCCCGUGUGUGUGUGUGUGUGUGUGUGCGUGUGUGUGUGUAUGUGUGUGUUGGUGAUCAGCUGAUUGGAACACACGUAUUGGAGGGCGGAGCCAUGAUGGGCAAGGAUUACAUGUUGGCCAUCAUUAUAGUCAACUAUGAUGACAACAUCUGGACAGACCAGAACCUGCUCCUGGACCCAGACCUUCCCUCUGGCUGGAGAACCAUCAAAGACUCCACGGGAACGUACUACUGGCACGUUCCCACCGGCGCCACCCAGUGGCAACAUCCCCGUCUUACAGGGACACCGCAGCUGCUCGAUGCCCAGCAGGAGGAGGCUGGACAGCAGAGCUCCAACAAGGAGACAGAAGGUCCACCUGAGGGCAGGUCUUCGUGGCAUGAAGAUGACCUCACCAGCCACGACCCCGACUCCAAGUGUUUUGCCGUGCGCUCCCUUGGCUGGCUGCAGGUGGAGGAGGAGGACCUUUCUCCUGGUCGCAGCAGCCUCGCUGUCAGUAACGUCAUCCAGCAGCUGUCUCACUGCAGCAGCCCCGAGCAGAGGGACCGGCUGGGUGCCUGGGGGGAGGGCCGCGAGAUGAUCCUAGUUCUGAAAAAAGACACCCUGACCCUGUUGGACCCAUUAGACCACACCCCCCUGCACUGUCAGCCAAUCAUCAAUAUCCGUGUUUGGGGGGUGGGCUGCAACAAUGGCAGGGACUUUGCUUUCGUGGCGGGGGAUAAGGACAGCUGUGUGCUGAAGUGUCACGUGUUUCGCUGCGACGCUCCAGCCAAAGCCAUCGCCACGGCGCUGCAUGAGAUGUGCUCAAAGAUGAUGUCUGAGAAGGCCCUGAUGAGGCCGUCCCGCUCCCUGACCAUGGAGAGCAUCUCACCUGAGGACCUGCCGAGACAAGUGGAGUUUCUGGAGGCAGUGCGGCAGCAGGUGCAGAAGUUUGAGGUCCAGUACAUCGGCAACCUGCCGGUGUCGCGAGCCAUGGGUAUGGAGGUGUUGAACCGAGCGAUAGAAAGCAUCAUGAACUCCACAGACCGAGACGACUGGGAGCCGACGGUGAUCCACGUCACCGAUAACGUCCUGUCCCUGUGGAAAGGAGAGGAAGGCGACGAGCCCUUCUGGGAGUGUCAGGUACGCUUCCUCACCUUUCUGGGCGUCGGUCAUGACAGCCACACCUUCGCAGUGAUCGUGGACGGCGGCACGCAGCAGUUUGAAUGUCACGUGUUCUGGUGUGAACCGGACGCUGGGAUCAUCUCCGAGGCCGUCCAGGCUGCGUGCAUGGUCCAGUAUCAGAAGUGUCUGGUGGCUCAGACUCCUCCCCCAAGGACCAAAUCAUGGCGUGCAAACCCGUCAAAGGUGAAACGGGCCAACUCCAUGGACGGCGCUGCCUUCCCUCCCCUCACAUCCCGUCACCAUGGCAGCAGCAGCUCCAGCAUGAUGGCGCAGAGGAUGGCGAAGGGUAACGGCAGCAGCAGCAGUGUGAGGAAGGGCAUGAUGGCGUUUUUUGAAACUUUCCGCAACAAACAGGCCGCCACGUCCUAAUGAUGAAGGCGGGACCACCAGAGCCCACAGGGGUUAGUGUCGCUGAUUCUCCAGAUAUGUUGCCCCUGACCACAUUGGGCCUCCAGACCGGCCUCUGAUUGGCUGAACUCUGCACAUAGGGCUCUGGUGGUCCGCCUGGCUGAGUGACAUCACCAGCAACUCCAGAACACGAUGCUUGCCAAAGGACCACAAACACACCUGAAUCAGUCGCUGUGAUUCAGCCUCACCUGUUGGUGCAGGCGAUCAGCAGGAUGAGUGAAGGAUGAAUUUAUCAAUCAAAGUCGAUCAAUACCUCCACCAACACGUCCGAAAGUUUAAAGGCUAGCAGGUUCAUCGCUGAAAACAUCCAUCCACACCAUAAACAAGGCUGAGCCCUGACCUUUGACCCCUUCAGCUCCAUCUGUGCACAUAGAGGUUAUGAUUCGUAACUGAAGUUCUGUUUCUUGUUUCCUGUUUCCUGUCGUCAUAGCUCCUCCCCUCGAGGGGCGGAGUCACACCUGCUCCUCUUAGUGGAUUUGGAUCAAGUUUCCAUCAUCAGAUUAAUUGUGAGGCGUUUGAUUUGAGAGGUAACAUCAUCAGUCACUGUGUGUGACUGCCACAGCCUCACCUGAACUCUGUGCGGCUCUCCAGGGUCUGUCACCACUACAAGCACAAACGAGGGAGGAGCAGAGGAGGUGGCGAUCGGCUCAAAGGGUAACAGUGAAAAUCAGCCCACGUUAGUAAAAAGGACCGCUUCACAUCCAAAGCCCGGGUGGAGGAAGACUUCCUGUAAACAGAGGACACGUAGCAAUAACUGUAGAGACGUGUCUGUUUGUUCUGCUUUGAGCUUCAUUAUUUAGGCAUCGUGUUUUAAAGCUGCACUGACUAACUCGGCCACCAGAGGGCGACAAACACGUGCUGGAGACACAGACUGAAGAUAAACUGGCCUGUUUCCUGUGCUGAAAGCAGCAGUUUGCAUGCAGGCAUGAACUGAAACAAAUGCCACGCCCACAGUGACAUCUGACUCUCCUUCUGCUUCCUGAUUGGCUGACAUACCCUUAAAUAGAAGCUGUGCUGUAUUUACUGUUAUUAGGUAAGAUUGAGUUUCUGAGCGUCUGACAGGCUGUCGUUGUGUUUCUUUGCAGUAAAAGUGAUCAAUGAUGUCAUGUAUAAAUGAACCAAUAAUAAACUGAUAAAAACAUUUUUUUCUUG